This is a messenger RNA of Aspergillus brunneoviolaceus CBS 621.78, 3937 nucleotides long. Its product is annotated as lipase family protein. Bases 258 to 3794 code for a protein of 1178 amino acids. Gene Ontology annotation, biological process: lipid metabolic process. Lineage: Eukaryota; Fungi; Ascomycota; Eurotiomycetes; Eurotiales; Aspergillaceae. The transcript has 2 exons. The record is from RefSeq and is a predicted model, not a curated record.
UCAGUCGCCACUUGCGCCCAAUUCCAGGUCGCAAUUCUGGCUUUUUCAUCAACCAGGAACCCCUUCCCCAGCGCAACAUUCGAUGUUCUGUUUGACCAGAAAAAACCCCUGUUAAACUUUGAGUUCCUGCGACAACUGCGGCGCGACUUUCUCUCUUUCUCACUCCAACCUAUUCGACUUUUUGCCCAUGGCUGAAACGAAAUUCACGGCACAUCGGUCAAAGCGGGUCAAUUCGACUGCGAUUCUGAUGGGUUGAGAUGUCUAGACUCUUCAGUCUCCGGAAAGCAUGGAAACGGGAUGAUAUCGAGCAGGCAUACGAGCAAGUCGGUCGUGAGAAUGACACCCGCCACGUUCCAGCUACGUCCGGCUUGCCUCUCCUUCCGAGGCCGCUUGCCUCUAUGGUAUCAUUCAUGACUCAGUCGACUUCAUUAUCUCUUCGAAUUGGGUCAUUUGUCGGAGGCGCUGCGAUAGAUGGUGCGAGAACUACGACAUUGACCGGGCUGGAGCUCAGCAGAGCAAUACUAGAGGGGAUUUUGACAAGGGCUGGGCGCGAUGUUGUCAUCAGGAGCAGCGGAGAGUAUGGCAAGGCAGAAGCAGAGUCAUUACUCGAACGGAGCCUGGCUACUUUGCAUUCCACAAUAACCUCGGCAUCUUUUUUCGCCGCUGCCUCGUUUCAUUUCUCCUCAGCUACACUCUCAUCAGCAGCCAACAUGUCUCAGUCACUACUCUCCACAUUAGAUGCAACCCUUGGCUCUACUGAAUCAUCUAGAGCUAUUGCUGCAAUUGUAACCCUCUUCCGGAGCGAGCUCCGAGACCUCAACGAUUCCGAAUUCGGGACCGAACUUCGAGCCGGAAGAAUUGGUGUCGCAGAUCUAUUGGUUGGCUGUGUUGGAUUUGCACUGCUCCAGCGCUGGGGCCGAAAGAACACAGAACGGCAUGCACGUGGAAUCGGGGGUGUGGAAUCCGUAUGGGACGUGGUUAUCCUGGACAAUGGCGUGAGAGCAGAUGUUGUUGGUACACAUCAAAUGGAACAGCCGAGGGCUGCUAUUGAUGAACCGCGUGACGAGACAAAUCGCUCAUCAUUCAUGAGUACUGGGAACGAUGAAGAAGACUUCGAUGCUGUACAGCGACCAGCAAGCAUCAUUGAUUCCGCAGAAAGGUCCCACUUCUCUCUUCCCACGGAGAACUCACAUCAAAUCUUCGAUGAUGAUAUCCGCUUGUACAUCAUGAGACAAUUGCCUCAAGGUUGCCGUGCUUCUAUAAGAACCGACAUGGUGCAUGCCAGGACUAUCACGGUUGAAGUAUUUGAUGAUGACAUUGGAGAAAUAGCUGCUCCACCAGGUACAAUGAUGAUCGAGGAGAGACACCAUGAUGGUAAUCUCUCCAGAUCUUCUAGCCAGGGUCAGCUUCCUAAACAUACGAUGGUAUUCAGGACCGCCUUCACCAGGUCUAACAAUGCCGAUGUGAGACCAGCCAGUCAUCAAGACAGCAUGGCAUGGCAUGUGGGUGACGAAUGGGAACUUUCCCGGUCGCAUCGAAACCUCGGGGAUCCGUCGUUCGCCACAAUAGGAAACAGUCUUGACGACCCAUCAAACGAUAGGCUGAUGACCACAGAGCAGCUUUCACCCGAGGAUCGCUCAGAGGAUCCCACUAUCAGUAAAACUCGAAGUGUCAACCCGAAUCCUGUCAAGCUUGAUCGCGGGAAUCCAGACCCUUCGUCUCUCAACAAGCGAGCAGCCACAUUUAAAGAUAGUCCUGUGAAGUCUUCUCCCGCGAAAGGAGCGCAAAGGGUCAAGUCUAGCAAUAUUGGUAAAAAGGAUAUUGGCAAGCGCCCAUCCACGAAACUAUCUGCAGAGAAAGUAAAGCCCCCGCCAUCGUCCGAAAACGCGAUUCCACAAGGGAGACCUCUAAAGGGAGCAGCGAACGCGCGAAAGACAGCAGCACAACAGAGUCCCACCAAAUCCGACCGCAGCGGGGCUCACGAAGCAGCAGCGACAUCACCAAAACGCGGACCAUCAUCACCUGUAGCGAACAGAGGUUUGCCCAGAACCCCGUUGCAAGAGCAUCGUGUGAAACCCGCGGCUUUUCCAAAGACGGGCCGUCCUGAAGCCCGCGAGGGUAGCCACACAGGCAAUUCAAGAACGGAGUAUUACGCCGUGCGCGAAAAGUCAAAGGAAUCUCUUGUUAACCAGACGAAGGUCUAUGCUCAAGAACCACCAAACACACGACCCGGGUCCCCUGUCACAAGAAGAACCCAUGUGCGUAGUAGCAGUUCUCUGUCACUGACCAGGUCGGAAAGUGAUGUGACCAUCUACAUUAAUAAGGAUGGCCGUCCCAGCUCCUCUAUGUUGCACCAUCACACUCGAGCAUCAUCCCCGAGCAUAUAUUCUCUUGCCACAGCGGGGUCUGAAACAUCACUUCUACUCGCCCAUCGUCCUCGGAAAAGUGCUUAUGAUGAUAUAGAAGCACUUCAAAGCUUGGGCCGGGAUGGUACCGUGCCCGGCAUCUUCCCUGCAAAGCACUUUGUGCAGAACAUCAGACGUUUUUGCAGAUUCUCCUCGGCUUCAUAUGGAUCGCAUGCCUUGAAGGUCAUGGGUGUUCCGCGCCUGACUAGUGCUCUACCCACCGAAGAGGUAUCUAGCCCGGAACAUAGUGAUUUCUCUGAUCACACAGGCUUGCCGGCUUCCACGAUCCUCUUGUCCUCCUUCGUCGACUCUGCGGGUGGAACUAACGCCGCAGGGGAAACGGAAAGCGGUAUUCCUUUAGUACACUACCUUUUCCUUGACCAUGAAUCGAAAGCAGUUGUUCUGACUCUGCGAGGGACAUGGGGUUUCGAAGAUAUUCUGACCGACAUGACUUGCGAGUACGAUGACCUUGAGUGGCAAGGUAGGAAUUGGAAAGUCCACAAAGGAAUGCACGCUUCGGCCAAGCGUCUUCUGAUGGGAGGAGGAGGACGAGUCAUGUUGACGAUCAGAGCUGCACUAGAGGAAUUUCCAGAGUAUGGGCUGGUACUGUGUGGACAUUCGCUCGGGGGAGGCGUUGCUGCACUCCUUGCAACAAUGAUUUCCGAACCCAGCAGUGAUGCUUUUGGGGCAUCGUUCACAACCACUUCCUAUCAGACCACGAACUCGGGCUCAUCUGAUAGCGAUGAUCAAUCCUUUGGCAAAGCCUUCUUUGUGCCCCCCGGCCGGCCUAUCCAUGUCUAUGCAUACGGUCCUCCCGCGACAAUGUCGCCUUUCCUGCGUCGCGCAACGCGGGGAUUGAUCACUACCAUUGUUAAUGGUCAAGAUGUGGUUCCUUGCCUCUCGCUCGGCAUUUUGCAUGAUAUGCAUACAGUAGCUGUGGCGUUCAAGGGUGACAUCUCUGGCGCUCGCUCUCAUGUGGGAUUUCGAGUUUGGGAAGGCUUCAGGCAAAGUAUUGUGAACAAGUUCUACGUCAACGAGCCGCCUAUCCUCACACACGCCGGUCAUGGCGUAGGAGAAGAUGCGUGGGCAUGGAAUACAUUGAAGACGCUUCGUGAGGAAAUGAGCGCGCCCAAACUGCUACCACCCGGUGAGGUAUUUUUGGUGGAAACAAUGAGGGUUUUGCAGCGAAACGCUUUCACGUCUGAAGUGAGCAGUGAUGGCCAUCCAGUGUUAGGUCGGCCUGCAACCAGAGCACAAUUGAUAUUCGUUCGAGAUGUUGAAGCCUCUUUUGGAGAACUCAGGUUUGGCUCAGGAAUGUUUAGUGACCACAAUCCAGCAAGAUAUGAAGCGAGCCUUGCUGCACUUGCCCGUGGAAUUUUGGAUGAGUGAUUUGUUUUGACUUCAUGCCUACAACAUAAAGUGAUGCUUAUAUGAUCAUGUAUUUAUGAAGCCUCGAAAUACCGGUUCCAUUUAGUCUUCGUGGUUCUUGAAUAGGUAGUGGACGGGAGAAGAGUGAUUAUAUACAGUCGAAU